AUGCCCGCACCAAAACCGAAGAGAGUAAAAAAGGCUCAGCCCAAGGCCAAGGCUACUGACGCCGAGGUUGAGGAUGCUUUUCCUAUUUCUCAGCUGGCACAAGGCAAAAAAUCAACCUUUGCUUCCACCAAGAGGUCUGCUGAGGCCCAACCCUUAGGGUCUACACAAUCGAAAAAGCCGAGGUCAUCGUCUGCGACGAUCUCGGCGUCCAAGAAGCCCGACGUUCCAUGGGCUCCUCAACUAACUCUGGAGGAUAGGCCUAUUAUGGCCAGUGAAAGUGCCGACGAUAUCAACGUUGGUGUCGCCCUCAGCACUGCUUUUCUCCUUCCGCAGGAUUUGGAACGAAAUGCUGAACUCAAUCAGGCCGAGGCGGCUACUAAGGCCCAGCAGAUGGCUGAAGAGAAAGUGGAGUCUGCUGAGGCUAUCCGAAAAGUUGCUGAAGCUGAGAAGAAGGAGGCCGAAGUGAAAAAGGCCCAGGCUGAGAAGGAGCUCCAGCAGGCUUUGGCCACCAAGGAGGCCGAAGUCAAAGAGGCUGAUGAAAAGGCCUAUGCCCAAGGUAUGGCUGACGUCACAGAGGAUUAUAAACUUCAAGUCAGGCAGGUUGAAGAUGAAUCAGAGACUGAGGCUGAUGCCGAGGAUGAGGAUGAAGGGAAAAAUGAUGAUGAGGCCUUGGUGAGGAAACCCAAGGAUGCUGCUAAAGCUAAGUCCCCUCCUCCUGCUGAGCAAGUGAUGGAUUUAACCUUGGAUGAGGAGGGUGAUGAGGUUGGGGAGGCACCCAAGGAAAUUGCCAUCGGGCAACUAUCAUCCGACCUUCUUUUGGCUGAAAGAAAUCUGGACAAUACGCUGGCUGAGAUUGAUGCUGAGAUAGAAGCAGAAAAGGUUGCCGAGGACGUUCCACCAGAAUCGUCCGAGGUCCCAGUCCCUGCAGCGGCUAAUACUGAAGAGUCUUGA
Messenger RNA from Camellia sinensis, 951 nucleotides. NCBI's taxonomy places the organism in Eukaryota, Viridiplantae, Streptophyta, Magnoliopsida, Ericales, Theaceae. The record is from RefSeq and is a predicted model, not a curated record.